Messenger RNA from Dunckerocampus dactyliophorus (ringed pipefish), 4318 nucleotides. Its product is annotated as glutaminase kidney isoform, mitochondrial-like. Gene Ontology annotation, biological process: L-glutamine catabolic process. Gene Ontology annotation, molecular function: protein binding; glutaminase activity. The transcript is spliced from 21 exons. NCBI's taxonomy places the organism in Eukaryota, Metazoa, Chordata, Actinopteri, Syngnathiformes, Syngnathidae. The record is from RefSeq and is a predicted model, not a curated record. Bases 613 to 2433 code for a protein of 606 amino acids.
GUAUUUUUAUCAUUUUUCUUUCACCUCAUAUUUGGUGUCAAAUGCUGAUACUAUGGGGGAAUGCAUAAAGCGAUGUAAUCAUCUCUCUGGAAAAACUUGGCUGAAACUUGAACUGGUGGAUGCUGACAUGGAAAAUAGGAAGUCCUAGUCAAGAAAAAAAGGCAAAUGACACAUGACGAGUGCUUGGACAGAAAGGAUUUCAGACGCCGUGAAAAGUGCCAAGCGACCGCUUAACAAAUGCGCCACAUAAACCUGCAUGGAAAAAGACGGUCCUGGAGUGAGGCCGCCACCUAGAGGACAAAAGUGUUCAUGCUUCAAUACCAAACAUGACAUGCACACCUUCCACUUUAACAGUUGGGCCAUCAGCUUUUGGAGCAUUAGCUCACGCACAGUAGCUCAAAGUAUAUCCACUUUGGUCUGAGCAGCUGCUGUUGUUUAUUGACCCGGAGUGACUGAACCAGCACGCCACGUGUCCCCGCCCCCUUACAGCAGCAUGUACUUGAGAGACGGCAGCUGCUGCUAACUGUGAGCACCUCUGAGCACUGGUCACAAGUAGCAGUGAGGGGAAAAAAAACCCUUUCAAUUAUUAAGCAUUAGGCCCCACUUAUCACAAUGCAUUGCCUGAAAACUCUGAGGACGGCUAACCCCGGAAUCUUGCAGCUAUUUAAAAAUGCAGCAAUCUCGGCCAGAGUUGGAGCUGACAGCAGUGUUUUGUCCAGGACGCAGCAAGCUGUUCUUCUGCCCUGCUGGGUCACAGCAUCACCUCACACUCACAGAGCCCUUCAUCACCACACGGGUCCUGAUGUGGACCAAGGAGACACCAAGUUGAUGUCCAGUAUGGAGGACUUGCUUUUCUACACCAUCACCGACGGCAAAGAGAUGAUCCCCCUCUCGCAGUUCAUCUCAGCUUUGAGAAAAACAGGUCUGCGGACUUCUGACCCUCGGCUGCGUGACUGUUUGCGUCAGAUGCGACAAUUCACACUUGACUCUCUCGGGCCGGUCAUGAUGGAUAAGACGCUCUUCAGAAGGUAUGUUGGUAACAACAUCAUGCUGCUGACCAAGGCCUUCAGAAAACUGUUCAUCAUCCCGGACUUUGAGGUUUUCACUGAGAAAAUCAAUGAGAUGUACAAGAAUGCACAACAGCAGGAUGGAGGCCAGGUGGCUGAUUACAUUCCUCAACUUGCAAAAUUCAGCCCUGACCUAUGGGGUGCGUCUCUUUGCACCAUUGAUGGACAAAGACACUCUGUGGGUGACACCAAGGUUCCCUUCUGUCUGCAGUCAUGCAUCAAGCCUUUGGAGUACGCCAUCGCUGUGCACGAGCUCGGCAGCGAGCAUGUGCACCAAUUUGUGGGCAAAGAGCCCAGUGGAUUCAGAUUCAACAAACUGUCCUUGAAUGACGAAGAUAAGCCGCACAACCCAAUGGUGAAUGCUGGAGCUAUCGUUAUCAGCUCUUUAAUAAAGCCCGACACAAAUAAAGCAGAGAGGUUCGACUAUAUAAUGGACUUCUUAAAACGCACAGCUGGAGCGGAGUAUGUGGGCUUCAGCAAUGCGACCUUCCAGUCAGAGAGGGAGACAGGCGAUAGGAAUUUUGCCAUUGGUUAUUACCUCAAGGAAAAAAAGUGCUUCCCUGACAAUGCCGACAUGAUUGCAGCCCUCGAUUUCUACUUUCAGCUGUGCUCCAUAGAGGUCACAUGUGAGUCUGGCAGUGUCAUGGCGGCCACGCUGGCCAACGGGGGCAUUUGUCCCAUCACGGGGGAGCGUGUGCUGAGCACCGAGGCGGUCCGGAACACGUUGAGUCUCAUGCAUUCCUGCGGGAUGUACGACUUCUCUGGACAGUUUGCCUUCCAUGUGGGCUUACCUGCUAAAUCCGGGGUUUCAGGUGCUGUGCUCCUGGUGGUCCCCAACGUCAUGGGCAUGAUGUGUUGGUCUCCACCUUUGGAUCGCCUUGGGAACAGCGUGCGAGGCAUUCAUUUCUGUCAGGAGCUGGUCUCUCAUUUUAACUUCCACAACUACGACAACUUGAGACACUUCACCAAAAAGCACGACCCCAGACGACGGUCAGAUGAUGAGCCGAACAAGUCAGUGGUAAACUUGAUGUUUGCGGCCUACAGCGGGGAUGUCUCUGCUCUGAGGAGGUUUGCACUUUCAACUUUAGACAUGGAGCAGAGAGACUAUGACUCUCGCACAGCUCUCCACGUUGCUGCUGCAGAAGGCCAUGUUGAAGCUGUCAUCUUCCUGACUGAGGAAUGUAAAGUGAACCCUUACAUCAAAGACAGAUGGGGCAACACGCCUCUGGAUGACGCCAGCCAGUUUGGCCAUCAUGUCAUCGCCACCAUCCUGCAGCAGUACCAGCAUGGACACACUGACGGAGAUUCAUCAAGCUACAAGGAGGAGCAGAAGGUUGCCAUGGACACGCUGAAGAGCAUCAACUGAAGGACGAGGAGAGGUUUUAAAAUACACUACAAGAAAGCACUUGGGUAGCGCAAAAUGAAACAGGGUGACUGAGACUGAUGAUGAAUGUAUGCUGUUAAGAUAUGUAUUAAUGAUGUGCAGGGUUACAUUUUUGUUUUUAAAUCAAUUGCUCAGUAUUUAAUAUGGGAUAUGGCUUUUUUUUUCUGUAUCUGACUGUUUUAAUCUAAUUUAUAUUUAAAUAGGGAAGUACAUCCUACUGCGAUUGAUCAUUGCAUACUGUAUAUAUAUCAGGGGGUUUUAUUCCACCCCUGAAAUCACUGUUCCUCGUGCUGAUUGGAGAUGAGUAUGACGUAGUUGUGCCUUUUAUUAUGGUUAACUGUUCUGUUGAGCAAAAGAGGUUGGAAUACAGAAUAUGUUGAUGACAUAAGCUAACAAUAUUGGUACUUUAUGUUCCAAAAUAGCGUUUGCUCGCUAAAGUGUGCAUGUCUGAUUCAUACAUUGAAGUACUUGUGGUCUUUAUCAACUACAGUACACAGUAUGUCAUCAUUUUGUAUGUUUUUAAGAGUAACUAUAGCUGAGGCAUAAAACUAAACCCUCAGUGCUGGUCUGUUCUUGUAUCUAUUGGGUGCGUUCACACUUGUCAUUUCACACAGUACAAGACGAAACAGGCAGACCGAAAGGACCGAAGACGGGUCUGCCACCUGCGACUCCGGAGCUCCAGCCAGUUGCCGUAAUUAGCCUUUCAAAGUUCUGUGUCGCAGUUGAGCGUUUGCUGUGCCAUUCUCCGCCAAAGUGCUAGGGGCAGUGUUCAUCACUCCACCAGGAGGAACAGCACGACAGAAAAGGAACAUGACAAUAUGUUUAGGAAACUAUACUUGUAUAUGUGGCAUUACUUUCAAUUUAGUGGCCAAAUAGGUUUUGUGGCUGCAAGUGAGUUUUAAUUUAGUGGAAACAGGCCCAAAUGGCUCUUGAUGCGAAAGGCAGCUUAAAUUUUUGGUCCUGCAAGAGUGAACGCACACUAUGUCAUCAUGAUGUGAAGAAAACAAUGUUUAGCCAGUUUCAGUGAUGUUAUUUUAAUAAACAAUAUACAGUAUUAACAAGCCCACAAGGGUAGCACCAGAAAUGUGUAAAAAGAAGUUGUCUUGUUCACAAGCUGACAGACGUGAACAUUUGCUCAGUCACGCAUAGAGCCUGAGCAUACUUUGGCAAGAUUCAUAAUAAUGAACAUGCAGAAGAUCAGACGUGCUUUAAAGCGAUAAAUGAUUCAUUUGUAUUUUUUAAUAUGUGAGACAAUUGCAUUGAAGCUAUCACUUAAGGCCCUGAGGCUCCUCCAUGCCGGAGUGUGUGAGCAGCUCCCCAUCCCAAAGUCCAAAAGCGGGACAGAGCGGAGUCUUGAAACGACCGCUGACGGCAUGAAUGAUCCUGGGUCUCUCAGUGUCUACCAGCCCCAGAAGCCCCGCCUCAAAGUCCAGCAGAAUGCCGACUCGGUCCGGCUUGCCUACCAGGGUCACGGGAACAAUCUUAUUGUUGGUCAUGGCGAACCACUUGCGCUGAGCGUAGCCGAACACCCAGGAGGAGCUGCUUGUACCAACGCAGUCAUCACGGGCCAUCAGUGCUUCAGCCACACCCACGCGAAACUCCUGAGACUUUUUGACCGUCACCUCCCAGUAGUGGCGUCCGCUGCUGAUCUUCUUGUCCCCAAACACAACCGCCCAGUCUCGGAAACGCUCAGGGUUGUCUUGCACAUGGCUGGGGUCCAGACCCAGCAUGCGAUAGAUGACGCCAGUGUCUUUCUUGAAAAGAUCCAGACUGCUGUGAGCUGUCCUCUCAUCGAGACGGAACUGCAGACCUACACACACACACAAACAAAACCUUUUUUUUUUUUUUUUUUUUUUUUUAAAACAAA